GCGGCCGGUGCCCAGUGACAAGAGUUCGAAAAUGCCCCGCGCGUUCCUAGUGAAGAAGCCGUGCGUCUCCACGUGCAAGAGGAACUGGAGCGAGCUCCCCGAUGAGGAGCGCGGCGAGAUCUACGUGCCAGUCAGCCUGGGCUUCUGCCCACCACAGCCAUACCGGGAGCCAGAACCCUCCGUGGCCGAACCCCCUUCCUGCCCCCUGGCUUUGAACAUGAGCCUUCGAGACUCCAGCUACAGUGUGGCCCCUGGGCCCUGUGUGGUGGCCCAGCUUCCCUCUGAAGACAUGGGCCACUUGACAGACCCCCAGAGCAGAGACCAUGGCUUCCUGCGCACCAAGAUGAAGGUGACCCUUGGGGACAGUCCCAGUGGAGACCUGUUCACCUGCCACAUCUGCCAGAAGGCGUUCACCUACCAGCGCAUGCUGAACCGCCACAUGAAGUGUCAUAACGACGUCAAGAGACACCUCUGCACGUACUGCGGGAAGGGCUUCAACGACACCUUCGACCUCAAGAGACAUGUCAGAACUCACACUGGCGUGCGGCCCUACAAGUGCAGCCUGUGUGACAAGGCCUUCACACAGCGCUGCUCUCUGGAGUCGCACCUCAAGAAGAUCCAUGGUGUGCAGCAGAAGUAUGCGUACAAAGAGCGGCGGGCCAAGCUGUACGUGUGUGAGGAGUGUGGCUGCACGUCUGAGAGCCAGGAGGGCCACGUCCUGCACCUGAAGGAGCACCACCCUGAUAGCCCGCUGCUGCGCAAGACCUCCAAGAAGGUGGCUGUGGCCCUGCAGAACACUGUCACUUCCCUGCUGCAGGGCAGCCCCCACCUGUGAGUGGCCUGAACUCCCGGGGUGCUCCCAGAGGCCCCGAGAGGGUCCAGGGUCGCCUCCCAGUUGCCUGGCCAGCCCACCCUCCUGUGGCCUCUUGCCCAAACACCAGUGAUCAGGACUGGAGCCCCCCAUACCUUGGUCUCACCCCUGGGCACAUGUGCUCACUCAGGCCCAGCAAUGAUCUCUGUUCAUUUUUGCAUUUUUGACUUAUGGGCCAAGGCUGCUCUGAGCCUGGGAAGAUGCGCGUAUGUCUAGAGACAGGAUGAGGCCAAGGCUGGCUUCGAUUAGAAGCAGCCACCCACAGCGACAGGCACUGUGUGCCUGGUGGCAGGACUUCCCGCCCAAAGGAGGUGUGAGCUGGGCUCCCACUGCUCUGCCUCUCCGCAGAGGGCAGCGGCUGCAGGCCCCCGGUGGAUAGCAGAGCCAAAAGCACUGGCAAAGGGCACCUCUGCAAACACCUGCAGUGGGGGCUGGCCGCGGCCCCACACCUGGCAGGGCUUCUAAUGCUCAGGGUUCUGGAGGGCACUGUCCUUCCGGCAAGGAGAGGCACACAUGUGUGCCCAGCCGUGUGUGUGUGUGCACUGCCUUUCCACAUAUCACCUCAUUUCUAAGAAAUAAACUGCAAGGUGCCAAGAAGGUUUAUUUCCUUUUUUUUUAAGAUGACAAAUGUACAGAUGUUAAUAUAUUUUUGGUGCCAAUGGCAAUGUUUUUAAGAGUGGGAUGGAGCUGGCUUUUCUCCAUUCCCAUGCGCUUCUAUUUAUCCUGGACAUUUCAAACCUCCUUUGUGCCUUGGCUCUGGGUGGGGGUGGCUGCCCCAACCCACCCCCAUUCUUUAUACGUCCUGAGACAGUCACUGGAAGACCUUCCUCCAGCCUUGCCCUGGACGGCUGCUCCUACAGACAGCACAUGGCAUCUUCUGCUCUUCCCUCCCGGCUCUGCCCUGCACAUCCUGUCAAGGCAAGCCCCAGUGCCCUGGGAGCUAGCCUGAGGCUGAGGGUGUGUCCCUCUGGGGCUUUAGAGGGAAGGCAGAGGGGACAAACGACGAUGCCCAUCCACUACCCGAAGCUCUUGGUUGAGUCAAAAGCCCUAGCACAGUGGCCAAAAAUGAAACAGAAUGAUGACCAGCACCUCAGAAACUUCCGGAGGGAGGAGAGGAUUGGAUGGCUACCAAAUUUUAUCUGUUGCCUUUUUUCUGACUUUUUCAUCUGGCCAGGCUGGGGUUUCGAGUGCCUCAGAGAGAGUCGUCCUGGCUGGCUGGCUCCCUCAAUGCAGCUGGGAAAGGGGUUGUGGGUGUAAAGGGGUGUGUGGACCAAAGGGAGACAGGCAGGGGUCAGAGCCUGCCAGAGGCAAAUGCAAAGAGGUCCCCAGAACACAGCCAGCCGAGCAGCCCCUUGAAGCCAAACCCCACCCGAAGCAGAACCACUUCGGCCUCCCCCGCCAAAAUGGUCAGCAUCUGCACCUCCCCGCUCAGGCUCAGGCCCAGUUGACCUAAGAGGAAGGAGCCUUCCUGGACUGCCGUCUGAAAUGUGUAUAGAUUGAUGCUGAAAACUCUUGUUUCACUUGCCUUCAGCGUGUCUGGGGAGCUGCCGUCUUCUGAGUUACACGGCACACAGUAAUGUUAUCUGCAAGCUCCGUUUCUGUUUACAUUUCUGUAUCCCUGGGUUGACUGCCAGUCUGAGGCCGUCAUGAGGCUCUGUGUUGUCUGUUUUAUUUUAUAACCUUCCCCUCAGCUAUUAAAAUUUGAGAACUAAUGU
This is a messenger RNA of Callithrix jacchus (white-tufted-ear marmoset), 2586 nucleotides long. It is a transcript of the gene OVOL1, whose product is annotated as ovo like transcriptional repressor 1. The record is from RefSeq and is a predicted model, not a curated record. Gene Ontology annotation, molecular function: RNA polymerase II cis-regulatory region sequence-specific DNA binding; DNA-binding transcription factor activity, RNA polymerase II-specific. Gene Ontology annotation, cellular component: nucleus. NCBI's taxonomy places the organism in Eukaryota, Metazoa, Chordata, Mammalia, Primates, Cebidae. Gene Ontology annotation, biological process: regulation of transcription by RNA polymerase II; epidermal cell differentiation.